Molecule: messenger RNA, 3183 nt
Organism: Xenopus tropicalis (tropical clawed frog)
Lineage: Eukaryota; Metazoa; Chordata; Amphibia; Anura; Pipidae
Gene: med1l
Product: mediator complex subunit 1 like
Exons: 17
Coding region: 52-2121 (689 amino acids)
Biological process (GO): positive regulation of transcription by RNA polymerase II; regulation of transcription by RNA polymerase II
Cellular component (GO): nucleus; mediator complex
Molecular function (GO): transcription coregulator activity
Source: RefSeq, a predicted model, not a curated record
UAAAGUUAAAGCCAAUUCGUGUUAAUUGAAGCUGAAUAUAAACCAUUGCCUAUGGAAUUCUCUUUGCUUCCUGCGCAACGGGAAAGUGAAGUCACUAGACUGGUUCCUGUAAAGCAUCUGGAGAAAAGUCUUUUGGAAAAGUUGCGCUUGAAAUACUCUCAAAAGCCAUGGAAUGAAACGAUUAAACUAACUAGACUGUGUUUGGACAAACCUGUUGGAAAUGCAUUGAAGUGCUCACUGUAUCAUCCAGUGUUAAGAUGCAAGAACAUGCUACAAGAAGCACUGAAAGCAAAAUCCCUGUCUGUAAUUUUGAGCCGCAUAGAAUGUAUAUCCAAACAAAAGGGGCUGGAUUCCCACCUUGGUCCUAAUGAAAAAAUUUGCUAUAUCACCUCAGAAAUGUUUUACAUAGAAGUACAGGUGAAGAAAAAUGGAAAUGUGUCUUCUGUCAAACUGGCUCAUCAUGGAGAAACACCAGUGGUCUGCAAUGAGCUACUCCAAUUCCUCAGGGCAAAGGAUUUUAAAGCUUUUGGUCGAAGUUUGGAAGGACUACUACUUUUAUACAACAUUCCAGGAAACAGUGAAAUAAAAGCUAAAGUGUAUAUUGCCUUGAGGUCCUUAGAAGCAGAUCUGAGUGCAAUGUUCAAUCUUUACAGCUCUAAGAAACCUAAUGAUAAGGAAUUCGCAAUUUUGCAUGGACAAGUAGGUUAUCUCUCCCCUAGAUGUGGAGGAACUCCUAUGGGUAUUGAAUAUUAUAUAUCCCCAUGCGUGCUUUUGGAAGAAAAGCUAAAGCCAGGAUCAUUGGUGGGUGGAUAUAAAGCCUAUCUGAGUAUUAUGGGCUCAAACAAUUGGUUCCUGCUUCCAAAUUCUCCACUGUUCAGUGGACUUCAGCAAGAUAGCAACAUGCCUUCAUUUUCUGUGCUUACUGAAGAAUGUAGUAUGGAUUUGCCUGCUUGCUUUUGCUUUAUGUUCACUGAUCCUUUACCAUUACUACUACCAUUUGUUCAGAAAAUACAGUGUAUUACAGGACUUCCUGUUGCUGGAAUAAAGCAGGCUCCAUUUCAUGAACUAAUUACACACCUAGAAAAUAGUUGCUGCACGACUGAUGAAGCCAGUACAGAUGCCCAGUUUAUACUGAGUAUUCCAGAUUGCAGAGAUCACUGCUAUGCCAUUACAAGUGUAACAGAUAACAAAGAAGCUCUUAUGGGUAUCUUGGUGGAUAAAAUACCCUUUACUCAUCCAAGCCAAGUUCCGCCAACAUUGGAAGUGCUUCGCCAUCAGGCUGCUUAUAGUACUCUUAUCAACAGCUGCAUCUCCAGUACCAGGAAAACAAAAGAAUGUACAGAUAUGACUCACUUUGAAAUCUCCUUGCAAAAGAACUGCAGAAUUGGCAUUUCAUUUCAAAAUCCGAGUGGCGUCGGUCUUUCAUGUGUUGCUGUUGAUGUCUUGAGCUCCAGGCAAUUAAAAUGUAUUCUGUACAAGGAUGCUGUGGACCCUUCCUUUCCCUGCAACAAUGAGUUUAUAGUGAAAGUUUUGCAAUGUUGCAUGUCCAUACCUAUCACUAUGAGAGCUAUUCUAAAGAAGUCGCAGAAUACGAGAGCUGUCUCCAAGAUGGAAACUUACUCUGCAACAGUGCAUCCUCUAACUACACAAGGCAUUGAAAGGGAUGUUUCAAUGGCUUUGCACCAUGAUAAGCAGCAAGUAAACAGUCCUGACAAGAAAGUUUUGGGGCAUAACAAACAUAAAGCAGUAAAUGGCAAUUUAGGCCAUGAGAUGGCAGCACAGUCAGCUGAACAUAAUUCUGACUUUACAAUAGAGACUUAUAGAUUUGCUGCUCAGUUCAAUUGUAACAUUGUAGAAGAACAAAGUACUAGCUUUGCCAAGGAGUCCAGUCCUAUAAUGGCAGAGGGCCCUGUGCCGCUCAUGGCUGAGGUGCCUUGUCAAGUAAUGCUGGGCGGCCCUAGUUCGGUCAUAUUGGAAGUUUCAAGUCCAGUCUUGUCAGAGGAACCCAGCUCUAGUAUGACAGAACACAGUUCAAGUUUUACAGGUGACCUUAGUACAAGUAUUACAGAAGAAUUCAAUUUAAAUGUUUCAGGUUUCAUGGUUUCUGAGAAAAAAAAUUGAAGACUCCUACUGAAUGUUUCAAUGUGUUGUCUUUUGAUGCAUAUAAAUGGUAAAAUAAACCUGUCCAUAUUUUGUGUGUUACAUACGUUGGUGUAUGGCCACCUUAAAAGGUUAGAGAGAUGUGAAUGAGCAAACCCUAUGUCUGUAGUGACUGGCAGAUCUCCGUCCCUUCUGUUCUGGGAAGAUUUAAAAUGGAUCAGCCCUUCUCUGACAGGAAAACCCAACAGCAGAUUAUAAGCAAGCCAUAAGCCUAAAGGGGCCACUGGUAGUAGAGUGUAGCAAGAACUAUACUCCCCCCCCCCCCCCCCCCCCCAGGCUACAAAAGCCCCCUUAACUAUUACUGGCUUGAACCCCCAACCCUCAUGUAUCACAUAGUUUCACAAAGUUUAACAACUGUCCCAAGCUAAAACAGCAGAGUAGCGCAGCAGCGUAUCUGGCCAAUAUCUGCUUUGCAACUGAACAUGCUUCGGGUCUCUCCACCGACAUGAACCCUGCUUGCACAUGUGCAGUUGGAGGUAGCAGGAAAUCUGCUUAUACUGUGCAUGCGCAAGCAGGGUCCGUGUUGGUGAGACCUCAAAGUGCUGUUCAGUUGCAGGGAAGAUGUCAGGGAAGACUGUGUUAAAGGCAUUUGCUACUUUAUAUAUGGUAAAAGCAUGCAUUGUGUGCUGGUUGGCAUAUGUAUCCUGUUUGACUCCUGCCUGAACUUGAAAGUGCCUGAUUAUGUCAGAAUCGCUCCUGAGCCUUGGUGGUCCUUCAGCUUUUGUGCAAAGUAUCCAUAAAAUGCUUUCUGUUCUAUCUUAAUGUGUGUGUUAUCAGUUUAAGCGCUCUACAGAGCCCAAAAGAACCCUCCUCAAUACAUAGGGGGAGCUUACAAGGUACAUAUUGUUAAAAAAUAAAAAUUGUAAUUUGUAGCACUAGUGAGACAGGGCAUUAGAAUUUAAACUGCAAAAGUGCAGUUUAUUUUGUGUAUUAAAUUGCAUUUUUGCAGUUUAAAUUAUGCAGUGUCCAGUCUCCCUACUAUUACUACAUUUACCUAACAAUUAUUACAUGUCUGACAUGAGG